Molecule: messenger RNA, 3814 nt
Organism: Bemisia tabaci
Lineage: Eukaryota; Metazoa; Arthropoda; Insecta; Hemiptera; Aleyrodidae
Gene: Khc
Product: kinesin heavy chain
Biological process (GO): microtubule-based movement
Molecular function (GO): ATP binding; microtubule motor activity; microtubule binding
Source: RefSeq, a predicted model, not a curated record
CGUAAUAUCGACGCCAUUGUUUUCAAUGAGUGAGUCAGUGACUUCACUCCACUUCAAUCGCGUUGGAAAUCGGCUCUUUUUGGUGAACGAAGAUGUGUAUCACUGGGAGUGGGACGUAGGAGCCAUUUUAAAGUAAUUUUGUAGAAGAUAGGUUUUGUGAUAGUGUUAUCUUUCAGGAUGUUAUGAAGUGUUUCUUAUCAUAGAUAUAUUUUUGUACGAAUGAGAGAGAAGUCGUAGAAAUGACCGAUCGUGAAAUCGCUGCUGAAGACAGCAUCAAAGUUGUCUGUAGAUUCAGACCUUUGAAUGAUUCAGAGGAGAAGGCAGGAUCCAAAUUUAUCGUCAAAUUUCCUUCUGGUGGAGAUGAAAACUGCAUCUCUAUCGGGGGUAAAGUUUACCUGUUUGACAAAGUUUUCAAACCAAAUGCUACUCAGGAGAAAGUAUACAAUGAAGCGGCCAAAAGCAUCGUUUCUGAUGUCCUAUGUGGUUACAAUGGAACCAUUUUUGCCUAUGGUCAAACUUCGUCCGGUAAAACGCACACGAUGGAAGGAGUCAUUGGAGAUCAAGGAAAACAAGGAAUUAUUCCACGCAUAGUGAACGAUAUUUUUAAUCACAUUUAUGCAAUGGAAGAAAAUCUGGAAUUCCACAUCAAAGUUUCCUAUUUUGAAAUUUACAUGGAUAAAAUUAGAGAUUUAUUAGAUGUAUCGAAAAUAAAUUUAAGUGUUCAUGAAGAUAAAAAUAGAGUUCCUUUCGUCAAAGGUGCUACUGAACGGUUUGUCUCUAGCCCUGAUGAAGUAUUUGAAGUAAUAGAAGAAGGUAAAGCGAAUCGGCACAUAGCUGUGACAAACAUGAAUGAGCACUCUUCAAGAAGUCAUAGUGUAUUCCUUAUAAAUGUAAAACAAGAAAAUUUAGAAAAUGAAAAGAAAUUAUCUGGUAAACUAUAUCUUGUCGAUCUUGCUGGAAGUGAAAAAGUAAGCAAAACUGGUGCUGAGGGUACAGUGCUAGACGAAGCUAAGAACAUCAAUAAAUCUUUAUCAGCUCUUGGAAAUGUAAUUUCUGCUCUUGCUGAUGGAAACAAAACUCACAUCCCUUAUCGAGACUCCAAACUUACUCGUAUCCUACAAGAAUCCCUUGGAGGUAAUGCAAGAACAACCAUUAUAAUUUGUUGUUCACCUGCCUCUUUCAAUGAAUCGGAAACCAAAUCAACGCUAGAUUUUGGACGGCGUGCUAAGACUAUUAAGAAUGUCGUAACAGUGAAUGAAGAGCUCACAGCUGAAGAAUGGAAGCGCCGAUAUGAGAAAGAAAAGGAAAAGGCUGCCCGGUGGAAAGGCAAGUGUGAAGCUCUUGAGUACGAAUUGAACAGAUGGAGGCAGGGAGAAACUGUCAAAGAAGACGAACAAGUCAAUCUCCAAGAACCGUUAGAUGUGUUAACUCCUGUUGCUCCUACUCCAGAGGCAAAGAAAGACUUGCUUCGUGGACCAGUACCCGCUACACCUGGUAUGGGCUUAAUGAUCGGCUCUUUGAGCAAUGAAGAAAGACAGAAACUGGAAGAAGAAAGAGAAAGAUUGUAUCAACAGUUGGAUGACAAAGAUGAAGAAAUUAACCAACAGAGUCAGUAUGUCGAAAAACUCAAAGAUCAGAUCAUUGAUCAAGAAGAACUCCUGUCCUCAACUCGCCGUGACUAUGAAUUGUUGCAACAAGAAAUGAGCCGAUGCACUCAAGAAAAUGAGAGUGCCAAAGAAGAAGUGAAGGAAGUCCUGCAAGCUCUUGAAGAGUUGGCUGUCAACUAUGAUCAAAAGACUCAUGAAGUAGAAGCCAAAAAUAAAGAAAAUGAAACCUUGACCGAAGAGCUCGCUCAGAAACAGUCCGCUUUGAACAGUGCUUUGUCAGAACUGCAACAACUGAAAGAUCAAUCUUCCCAUCAACGUCGUCGAAUGACAGAAAUGUUGAGCAACUUGAUGAAAGAUCUGGGAGAGGUAGGAAUUGCUAUUGGAGGUGACGGGGAAUUGAAAAUGGUAUCUGAUGGCAGUGGAAAAGUUGAAGAAGAAUUCACCGUAGCGAGACUUUACAUUUCUAAGUUAAAGUCUGAAGUGAAAAAUCUAGUGUCACGCCUCCAAAGCCUGGAAUCAAGCCAAACUGAUAGUAAUAAGAAAGUUAGUGAGUACGAAAAAGAUCUAGCAGAGUGUAGGCUCCUUAUUUCGCAGCAUGAGGCAAGAAUGAAGUCUUUGCAGGAAUCAAUGCGUGAGGCUGAGAAUAGGAAACGCCAGCUGGAAGAAAAUGUUGACACAUUGCGAGAAGAAUGUGCUAAAAUGAGAGCUGCAGAACAAGUCCAUGCUAUGUCAUCCAAAGAAAAAGCUGAAGAAAAGGAGAAAGAAAAUACAAUGCUGGUGGCGCUGGAAGAGCAAAUGGAUCAGCUCAGAGAUGUUCAUCAUAAGCAGGUUGCAGAAUUAAGGGAUGAAAUAGUAGAGAAGCAAUCGCUCAUCAAUGAACUGAAAGAUAUGAAUCAGAAGUAUCUUUUGGCUCAUAAACAAAUUCAGCAGGAGUAUGAGCGCCUCAAGCAAGAUGAAACAGAAAAGAGUAACAAACUCCAGGAACUCAUUCUUACCAAUGAAAGAAGAGAGCAAGCUAGAAAAGAUCUGAAAGGUCUUGAAGACACUGUAGCCAAAGAAUUACAAUCUCUUCAUAAUUUAAGAAAACUAUUCGUCCAAGAUUUGCAAGCUAGAAUUAAGAAGUCUGCAAGUAAUGAAGAAAAUGAAGAUGAUGGUGGCUCUCUAGCCCAGAAACAGAAAAUUAGUUUCCUAGAAAAUAAUCUAGAUCAGCUCACGAAAGUCCACAAGCAGUUGGUCAGAGAUAAUGCUGAUCUUCGAUGUGAGCUGCCAAAGAUGGAGAAGAGGCUUAGAGCCACAAUGGAAAGAGUCAAGGCUCUUGAAACAGCCCUGAAAGAAGCCAAAGAAGGUGCAAUGAGGGAUCGUAAACGAUACCAAUAUGAAGUGGAUAGAAUCAAAGAGGCUGUCCGUCAAAAGAAUCUUGCCAGAAGAGGCCCUGUCCCUCAAAUUGCCAAACCCAUUCGAGCUGGUCAGCAUCCCAGUAUUAUCUCCCAAAAUACUCCCAGCAGGCUUACAUUGGAUGAAGAAAUGCGGCGAAAGAAAAUAGUCUCAUCUGGCAACAGAAAAGAUGAAAGCUGAGAUGCCUCUAUUCUUACAUCAUUGAAGAAUUUGUAAUGAAAAAUAGUGCUCUAAAAGAAUUGAAUGGAAGGUGUGGCGAAUCGAAGUUGAAUGUGUAAAAACUGUUAUCUCUAAUCUAUUUAUAUGUAAGCAAAAGCUUUUGUGAUUUUACCAGCCAGCUGCAAUAAGUAUGCACCAUUUUUUGUAACCUUUAAAGACAUUUGCAUAAAAACUUCAUCAUAAAAAAAGUAGUCAUAACUUAAUUUGAAUGAUCGGAGCAAGAAACGGUAUCAUUGGUGAAAUAAUAAAGUUUUUUAGAAUACGUAAAGAUAAUUUUGGUGCUUUGCUGAUUCUCCUUUCAAAAAGAAUUUGUUAGGUACUAUACUUUUUAUUUUUGUAUGCCCUUCUCUCUAAUAACAGCAUCCCAUUAUUAAUUUUACGUUUUAUUUCACUCUUAAGUUUAUUAUUUUCCUUAUUAUUAUUUAUUUUUUAUAAUUUACAUAAUUGAUUUAUGUACUUUAAUUUUUAUUUCUAUCCCAUGUUUCACUCUAUCUUUCAAGCAAUCAUUACCUUUUAAAUGGAAAUAUUUUUAAGUUCAAUUUUAAUCGUACAAUUAUAGGAAUCAAGUUAAAAUAAAAUCGGUAACCUUUUUA